AGUGAUUAAAUUCAAAAAUUAAAUAUCUAUGAGUGUUUUAUUACUUUUAAGUAAUUAUUUGUAAAUCGCAAAAAUUCAAAACGUGAUAGAGCGAUAGAUAACACUUGUAGCUUCUAGUUUCGAUCUAUGUCCUGAUUUGAAAUAUCCAUUCGAAGGAAAAUGCAGAAAUAGGCUAAUUAUGUCGCUACAACUCGAUCAUGCCACGGUACGAAAGCUAUCUCACGAAUCUUCAGAAAUUAGGCUGCGAACUUUGGAGCAAAUAUGGAAUAAGCUGAGUCGUGCCUUGGAACACAACGAGCAACUGCAAUUUAAAGCAGGGGAUUUAUGCAAACAACUUAUCCGUUGGUUUGGAUUUCAACCAUUAUGUGCUGUAUCGCGAGUUCUUAAAUUGUUGCUAUUGAUUUUGCGUUCCAACUACAGCGAGGAAGCCAUUCAACAGUUAGGCGUGGAGCGUUUCAAAAAAGAAAUAGAAAAAGUAAAACUAUUACUUAAGAAACAUCCCACCGAAUCCCAAGCAGUAGAUGAAAUAAAUCGUUUGCUAAGUGAAUACCAAGAGAAUCAAAUGAAAGAUGAAACGGAUAAAGUUACAGAAGCUUUUAAUUUGCUUUCCCUUCCUGCUACGGGUGAAGUGGGGUGUGCUAAAUAUGAGAAGUUGAUAAGCCAUUUUGAACCAACUGAUUUCGAACAAGUGUGGUCAAAACCGACACCAGCCGAUUUUACAGCGCUCUCAUUUAUAGCAGAUUUGUUGACAACCGAUAUUGGAAAAGUGGAAAUGAGAAAUGCCCUUCUUCAUCUGGAAAUUACAAUGCAAGACUAUCCAGCCGAAUAUAUGCUUCAGGCGCCACAUGUUUUUUUGGCUCUCAUGCAUUUGUUCCGAUUUGACGAUGACAUCGAAAGCAAGAGUGUGUUAGAAGAUGUAGCUCGCCCUAUCAAUGCAUACUUGAAGCUUCUUUUAGCCCGUCUCAAACUGCGCUGUAAUGUAAGUGCAUAUUCAAUAGACACAACAAUAUCAAAAACACUCGGAAACACGCAAUUAAAAAUCAGUACAGUAUUACGUGAAGUUUUUGAAAAAGGUGUAAAACUAUUGGAAAUUUGUGUGCGAGAAUUUCGUAAAGAAGCCCGUCAAAUUUUCGAGAUCCUAAAUAACUGUAUGGAAUUAUAUCGCAAUCAACGGCUACUCAUUGAUGCAUAUAUUCUGAAGAAGUUAAACAAAAUUAUUCUUAACUUUCAAGUUUGUUUCGAGAAGGAUGAACAUUUUACAUUACAACGAAUUAAUUGUCUGUUGAUUAUAUGCCUACUGGACGAUGCAUUACUGCAUAAUAGCAAAAUGCAAUCCUACAAGGAUGAUUCCCAGAUGUUGGAGUUUCUGCUGCGUGACUACACAUUUAAAGAAAAUUUUCCGCAAAGGUACAAAAACAUUCAACUGCGCGUCCAAAAAAAUGUUGGGCGAUAUCAGAAGUUAGAGCGAUAUGAUAACUGUUUUCGAGCGGCGGUAUCAUUGUUACAGCAUCCUCAAGAUUUCGAAAGUGCACGAAUUAUAAUUAAUGGACCAGAUAUUUGUAUCGCUUUAGAAAAUUUAAAAAGUGUAAAACUCGUUGAACAUAUAAUCAGUGCGAUUAUCGAUUGUAAUGCACUUUAUGUAUCACAACCCGAGUUACGUGCAAAAGCUAAUCACCUUUUAAUUCUGCUACUGCGACUUAAGCAUGAGCCACUGCGGACGUAUGUCUACAAAAUGCUUGCUAUGGCUAUAAAGCGUCAUUUUGCUUGCUUAAUGGAAUCUGAACGCUACUGCAUUGGAUUAACCCAUGAACAGUUACUAGAUUCUCAAGUGUUAGGUAUACCGUUGAGUAGUGAGUUUUUACUCAAUCUGAUUUACGAAUGUGGCGAAGGAGCUAGGGAAAGCAUUCGCAAAAUUAGUGAGGAUAUACUUAUGCUAAUAUUGAAGUCACAGAACUUAGUAGGUGAAUAUUGGGCGAAAUAUGUGGAAUUAUUGUUACCAGUUUUGUCGUUGUUACAAUGUUGCACAAAAUCUCCACAAAUUAUAAAGCUUUUGCAAAAUUUGCUUGAUCCAGAUUCAAAGCAAUUACCAUUUUUGGCGGUAUUGCAAGGGAAUAUAACAUUCAUGUUUUAUCACGAUAGCACCGUGCGAAAUGAAGCAUUAACUCGACUCAUAUACAUGAUGAAUUCGGUGCCGGAAGCUGAAAAGUACGUGCCUAAUCUUCUUUAUAUAAGCGACAUAAUACCCAACGAUUUGUGCAUUUUGAAAAAGCCGCGAGUAUAUCAAGGAAUCUUUGUUGAUGCUACCGAUUUUUGUGAGCGAGAAACUUUGCAUAAUUUGUUGAGCUUGUUAGAGAUGCCCGAUGUGGACCCUGUGAUACGUAAAACAACACUAAUGCAAUUAAAUGUUAUGUGCCAACAAUGGCAUAAUUUGGCAGCAUUUUGUGAGGAAAGUGCGCACUAUUUGAUACUACGAGCGCUCGAAAACUCAUUGCUAGCUGCAUCGUAUGAAGAUUACACUGGAGCUGCAAUUCCUGCUAUCGGUGUGCUCUGCAAAGUUUUGCUCUAUGACGCCGCUGUGCGCCGCGAACUCUCCGAAACGCCAAAUAUGUAUGUGUUACUAUUACGAGCACUUUGUCUUUAUCAGAAUGAUAUACAGUUGCGUCAAGACGCUUGUAUUUGUCUUUUUUUACUGCUUUAUGCUAAUUUCCUUGUAGUAUUGGGCAACCAACGGGUGGAAGCGCCAAGAUUGUUAAGUCAUUUAGAGAUACCACUGAAUUGCGAAUUUCAGUCUUUCGAGCAAGGCAGUAUUUCCUUUGCUGAAUACAAUAGUGUUUUUGAGAGCAAAUUAGAAGAAACUUUAUACGUGCGCCAUUUGUUAGCUCACAGCUUUUGCGACAAACAAAUCCCUAUACCUAAGCUGUACCUGCAACAGCAAAAAAGCUACGAUUUUGAUGUUGACUUGCAGUUAACGUUACGCGAUUGGCGUUUGAUGAAUGCUACGAUCCCGAAACAAAAUAUUCAACGUUUUUUACGAGCGAUGUUCAAUGCUACAAAUCACGAGUCGUUAAUGAAUGCAAGUGUUUCGCUGCAACUACAGCUGCUUGUCCGAGAUCAGCAAUCUGGUACUGCUGCCACAUUGAUGCCUGAUAAACUAGCCACUGAGCUAUAUAGUUUAAUUGGCAAAUACUUACAACUACCACCGGGUAAUGAGUGUGAUUUUGAUCUUUUUGAAGAAUUGCUAGACCUUUGCGAUUUGUGUGUACGCCUGCCUUUACCAGCAGUGAGUAUCUGCCUAAUGGAGGAACUCAUUGCGGACUUUCAACAUGCUAUGAUAGCACUUCUUAAAAACACGGAUUUAUCACUCCGAUUAAACUGGAAAUUGUGCACAUUACUUGGAAACGUAGUCAGAGCCGUUAAAUCCGUAAACAGCCGCGAUAAAGGAGACGUGCGCAUUUUUCAUAGUAACUUAUUUGAGUUGAUCUUUCAAUUAAUAACGCAGUACUUUCAAAAACGGGAUCUACAUCGAGUACGUUGCUUAUUACAUCUACAGAAAGUAUUGAGUGCCUUCGAUAUUGACGUUCUCGAUGAGCAGCUCCUUGGUUACUGCAGGCGUUUUAUCAAAUUAUCACUUGCUUUGAGAUCGUCUACCUACACAGGUGCACAAUGGCAGAUUGAUUGCCUUACCAUUGUAUGUCAAUUGUAUGCUCAAAUGGAACAACCAACACAUAAUUUUAAGCUCAGUGAUUGUACCGUUAAGUAUUUGAGUGGUUUAUGUGGUCACUGCAACCGGCAAGUGCGCGCGCUUGCCUGGUGUAUUUUAACAUAUCUGUCGCGCUAUGAAGAGCGUAAUGAUGUAAGAAAAUCGCUAACAUCAGGUAUUGACUUUAUAGAAAAAACGCUAUCUUAUCUUCCUGGAGGUUUUAUGGCAUGCUGUUUGUGCACAUUUUUAGAUAUCGGCGAAACAAAUGUGGUACGCCAGUUGGCGGCCAAUUUAUUUACUAAAUUCCUCAGUGAUAACGGUAAAUAUAACGAUGCAUAUGAAUUGCUUACGCGGCAUAGAUUCCUCCCAACCGCAGAUGAGGCUGUACGUGGCACCUGUGUAUUUGAGGAACAAUUACCUACACAAAUUGAUUCCAAUUCAGUAAUCAGCAUAACCAGCUGCGAAUUGAUAAGCCUUUUUUGCCGGAUUUGCUUGAGGAUGCUGCAAAUCAAUGCCGAUUUCGCCACUGACUUGUGUGCAAGCGAUUUUAUGAUCAGAUUGUAUGAGUUGCUGAAAGUGCCAUCGGCGCAAUCCAAUCCUGCGUACUACACAAUGUGCGGCGAUUUGUGUCACUUGUAUGGCUCGUGUUAUUCUGUAAAUUUUGUUUUUCUGCAACGGACUUUAUGUCGUGAUCAUGCUUGGUUAAUGCACUUUUACCAGUUGCUCGAUCAGCCACUUGCGUCUGAUUCCGUUAUAGUCAAUGUACUGCAGCUUCUGUUAGUUAUAUGUAAAGAUAAUUUAGCCUAUGAAAAGUUGUGCCAAAAAAUUGCUAAAGCACCUGAAUUUCUUGUGAAACACUUUUUACGCGCUUUUAACGUGGGCAAUGUCGAUACCCCUUUGCAACGGUGUUCUCUGGCAGCGCUUAGUUUAUUACUAAUUAAAUCCCAAAAUAAAUUGCCCAAGCAUGAUGAACGAAAAACGUUUUUGACAGUACUUGAAGAUCAUAUUGAAAUAAGAGAUUCAACCAUCAUCAAGGAAGGUCGUAUUGCGUGCAAGACAACAAAUAUGGACGAAAUUGUAUCGAACAGGCAGUGUGGCGAUAUGAGUCGCGAUUCAAGCGCUUACAAAAUUGCUCCUGUGGAUAAUGAAAAAAUCGAAGACAUAGCCAUGGCAGGCAGCACUAGCUCAUUGCCGGGAGUUGUUCGUAAAUCUGCAGCUGCUUUUAUUUUCGUUGAGCUGUUUCGGCUUUUUCAGCACCUAUAUACAGUUCCGGCUUGCAAAUUUAAUACUGCGCCAUCCAAAGCACAAGUACAAGUUGGUGAAACAUUGGGUGUUCUUUUGGGUCUUUCUCCCGAAGCGAGGUUGGCAGCAAAUGGGCUGAAACUUUUUGAUAAAAUAACGCAGAUCUUUACUACGUUUUUUGAGCAGUUUAAAUGCACUGCCACUACGUAUGUGCGUCGAUAUGGGGAGAGCAAAAAGGUAGCAUUAAUUAAAAAUUUUCAAUUGCUGUUGAACAUACAUUUACAUUGGUUUGCGGCUCCUGAUGCAGCGCUUACUGAUAAUUCGCAAAGUGUCGCUCUCUCUAAGCUUACAAUGCAGUUGUGGCCGUGGCUACCAUAUUCUUGUGAAUUAAAGGAGUUGGUAUUGCAGGUGUGCACAUAUCACAGCGAACACUCAUUUGUGGUAUGUCAACAAUUUUCUUCGCUGUUUUCCGGAUAUGCCCAUUCAUUGCUACAACUAGUCAUUAAGUUGGUUGUAGCUGAAACAACAAAGUUAAAAGCGAAUAAAGCUGACGAUUUUCCAGUUAUCAGCACAGGACUGCGCGUCGUUAUGAAUUGUUGCUCUUGCGCUGACGGUCGCAUCACCAUCAUUAAGGCACACAUGUUGGACAUGUUCGAUGGCCUGCAUCCGUUUCAUUUAAAGUCGCCUAAAGUGAAAGCGGAAAUAUUGCGCUCAUGGUUGCAGUUUUGGGAACUAUUUUCGCGCUACCAAGAAGGUGCACAAGUCCGCAAUUUACGAGCUUUAUGUGAUGUAAUAUCACGAACUUCUACCCAGAGUGCAACACGCGUAAUUUUGCUGCGUAUAUUACGUAAUAUGUGUUUCUUGCCUAGUAAUCGCUCAGCAAUAAUGAAUUCAGCGGAUUUCAUUUGUGUCGUCGAUACGAUUGUUGCCCAUCCAUUAGAUUCGAAAUCCACGUCAAAUGCGGUACUGGAAUGUGCAUCCUAUGAAGAACAAUUGAUUGUGUGUGUUGGUGUUUGGAAAUUAGCAUCAGCGGGUGUCAAGUAUGUUGCGCUGUUGCGCAGCACUACUUUGGCCAGGCAUCUGCGGCAAUUACAUGAACAACUAGCAGCGCUCAAGGAUACAGACUCCAAAAAGUUCUCCAGUAUCUCUUUUGCGAACGACUUAUUAUAUGUUCUGGAUGUAGUUUUAAAUAUAUUUAAUAAUUAGCUAACA
Anastrepha obliqua is the source of this 6154-nucleotide messenger RNA. RefSeq names its product protein rotatin homolog (gene ana3). The coding region runs from base 179 to 6148 and encodes 1989 amino acids. The transcript is spliced from 2 exons. NCBI's taxonomy places the organism in Eukaryota, Metazoa, Arthropoda, Insecta, Diptera, Tephritidae. Gene Ontology annotation, cellular component: centriole; centrosome; ciliary basal body. The record is from RefSeq and is a predicted model, not a curated record. Gene Ontology annotation, biological process: ciliary basal body organization; centriole replication; centriole-centriole cohesion.